Messenger RNA from Salvia hispanica, 1593 nucleotides. RefSeq names its product auxin response factor 17-like. Gene Ontology annotation, molecular function: DNA binding. The record is from RefSeq and is a predicted model, not a curated record. Gene Ontology annotation, cellular component: nucleus. Lineage: Eukaryota; Viridiplantae; Streptophyta; Magnoliopsida; Lamiales; Lamiaceae. Gene Ontology annotation, biological process: response to hormone; regulation of DNA-templated transcription.
AUGGCUCUAAACGCAACAGCCGCCGUGGAAGUCGAUUCCGCGAUCUGGCACGCGGUCGCCGGCGCCGAAGUGCACAUUCCGGCGAUUAAUUCCUACGUCUACUACUUCCCCCAGGGGCAUUUGGAGAAUGUCUCCGCCCCCGCCGCUGCCUACAAUUUCAACCUAAUGCGGCCGUGGAUCCCCUGCCAAGUGAUUUCCGUUGGAUUCCUCUCCGAUCCGGUGACGGAUCAGGUUUUCUCCAAAAUCCUCCUCCAGCCGCUGCAGCCGCUCGGCCACCGCCAGAACGACGCACUCAAUUUCGCCGAAAGCGACGUCGUCACGUACGCGAAGGUCCUGACCCGAUCCGACGCCAACAACGGCGGCGGAUUCUCCGUGCCUCGGUUCUGCGCGGAUAUGAUCCUCCCGCAGCUCGAUCUGGAGGCGGAUCCGCCGGCGCAGAAUCUGCUGCCGAGAGACACGCUCGGCCAUGCAUGGGAGUUCCGCCACAUCUUCCGCGGCACGCCGCGGCGGCACCUCCUCACCUCGGGGUGGAGCCGGUUCGUCAACGCGAAGAGCCUCGUCGCCGGCGACGCGGUCGUCUUCAUGAAGAAGAGAUCCACCGGCGAGCUGUACCUCGGGAUCCGCCGCGCGGCCACGUUCGUCGGCGCCGGGGGCGGCGCCGACGCGGCGGCGGUGGUGGGCGCGGUGCAGAGGGCGGGGAGGGGGCUGGCGUUCGAGGUGGUGUACUAUCCCAAGGCAGGAUCGCCGGAUUUCGUGGUGAUGGCGGAGAAGGUGAAGGAUUCGCUGCAGAUGCGGUGGGUGGCCGGGAUGAAGGUGAAGAUGCACGUGGAGACGGAGGACGCGUCGAGGAUGACGUGGAUGCUGGGGACCGUGACCGCCGCGGCGACGCCGGUCAGCGGAGUUUGGUGCGGCUCGCCUUGGCGCAUGCUCACGGUGAAUUGGGAAGAUCCGGAGGGUUCGGACGAGAUUACUACGAGGACCGUGAACCCGUGGCAAGUGGACUACUUGCCAUUCUCUCCACUAAUGGCCCCAGGCUUCCAUCCGGCGAAGAGGCUCAAAUUCUUGCAAAACAACGGCAAUUAUUUCCCUCCGGCCAACCACUUCGCCGGCAACCCCAGCGUCGCCGCUCCCGUCUUCGACUUCUCUCACUACAUGGGCAUGCAGGCCGUCAGGCCGAACCCUGCCGCCGGCGCCCGUUACCAGCUCCAGCCGGCGCUGAACAAUCUCCACCGCGCCAUCGAGAAUUUCCGGCCGGCGAUGGUGCUCAACCGUGUCCACCACCCGCACAGGCUGCACAACCUCCAGCUGCAGGCGGCGGCCCACAACAUCCCUCUUCCGGUGGCGUUCCGCAACCUCCAGCGACGGGCGGCGGCGGUGAAUAACGAGGCGGAGCAGGAUUUGAUCUCCGUGUCGAUGGCGCUGAGCAUCGGGAGCUCGUCGGGCAGCGUGCAGUCGCAGGGGACGGGGCAGGGGGCUUCGUCGUUCCAGCUGUUCGGGAAGACGAUUGAGAUGGCUGGGGACGACGAAGGAGAGGAAGGGGAGAGUGGUGGCGGCGGAGAGGGUGGUGAUGAUGGCGGUGAGAGCUGUGGUUGA